CCUCCCCCAUUGUGUGUGAACUCAGCUUCCUGUCUCACCUUCCCCGGCAGAGUUGACCCUCUCCACUGCCACUUGGCUCCAGGCUCCGGGUGCAGCUCCGCAGUCCACAACGCUGUAUCCGGGACGUAAAAGACGAAACUUGUCAUCUAUCUCCAGCAGCUUGAAGGCGCUCCUGCAGCGGAAGUUCAGCCGGUGAGAAGCUUUGACAUACGGGUCUUUGAGCUGCCGCUGGAGCCAGCGCUGCUCAGCGGGACUUUUACUCUUUAACUUCUUCAUUAAACUCGAUGAGGAGUGUAAAAACCGUCUUUGGAAAGACACUGACCACAUUGUUUUGAAUGUACACUCACGUGUACCUCAAAGCUACCGGCGCUUGCGUAGAAACUCAACUCGCCAUUGGUCAGAGACCGCGUAACACCUACAUAUGUCCCCUUUUCCAACAAACCACGUCAACAGUUCCUAUCUGGGGUUGUAAUGUGAUUUCUCUUUUUCAGUGUAGAGAUUUAUGUUAUAUUAUUAUAUAUUGAUUUUUAUGUAGAUGCAACUUUUCAUGCUUCAUGCCUCACACAUACAAGGACUUUUUAAAGUCUUUGUCUCAUAACAAUUUUUGUCAUUUAUUUAUGUAAAUUAAGUUUAUUUAUAUUUUUCUUGGAUCUUUCUUUUAUCAUUAUUAUUAUUAUUAUUAUUAUUAUUAUGUCGUUGACGUCGUUGUUCUGUGCUGUUUUUAUCAUUUGUCGUAUUGUUCUUUAUCAUUAUUUUUCUAAUCGAGAGGGAUUAUGGAAACUUUAAUCUGUCCGUGUAAUAUCUGAGAUCUAUUUGCCAUGAUACAGUAUGUUUUGCAGUUUUCUUAUGAUAGGCUACUUGCUUUCACUUACUAACCCCGUGAAUCACUGCGGCGAGGUAAUGUUACAAGCGAACACGUUUAUAUUGCGUUGACUAGACCUCUGGAGUUUCUAGAGGAGCUUAUUUCAAAGUAACGCGCGUUAGCUGAUAUAAAAAACAUGUGACGACACUGGUGGCAUUAUUUUUGGUUGCUCGGACCAAUCCGUGCUUUUACGGAUCUGCGCUCCAUGUGACUUGCUCCCUUGCGUUUUACGCGGGACUGACUCAGCCGGCUCUCAUGUACAGUAACUUGUAUCUGUCUCUUAACAGUUUUAGGGUUUAUUUGUUGGUUUGAAUCAUUCAAAAAGUAUAAGCUGAACAGGCAGCUACUGUGACACCCAAACAGCAGUCACUACUGGAGGUUAAGGUGUUUGUUUGUUUUUUCUGAUUCAGAAGUACAGACAUAUUCGCUCUCACACAGGUGACAUGUUGAGCCCAAAGCUGCUGACCCUGGUGCUGGUGGUCCAGCCUGGCAAAGUGCUGCUUGGCAUGAAGAAGAGAGGAUUUGGAGCGGGGAAGUGGAACGGGUUCGGAGGUAAAGUCCAACCUGGUGAAAGCAUUGAGGAUGCUGCUAGGAGGUAAAUAUAGCCUUCAGCUCAACUCUGGAGUCACCCAAACCAGUAGACCAGAGUCACUGUAAUUUUCAUUGUCAUGUUUGGCAAAUAAAGACGCACUUUGCAUACAAUUCAAUGAUUUCUGAUAGCAUUAAAAUGUAAAUAUAUGAAUUUAACACACUAUAACAAGGGCAAUAGAGGACAGAAAAAAACCUGACAAAGCAGCUGAAGAUUUGAGCUCAUGCUGUUUUGUGAGCUCCACAAAGUGCAUGGAGUUGAGUGUGGACUUAUUGUUUUGUGACCAUCAAUCAUUGGCAGGAAGUUUGUUCUGAGGCAAAAGGAAGGAAGCUAAGAAGUAAUCAGGCUCCAUACCAAACUGUUUCUUCUGUCUAUAAACUGUUAGGAGACUAACUGUUUCCUCGGCCUAACAAGAGACCUGUUUGACUACAGAAUAGUGAAGAAAAGUGACUUUACUCAUUCAGGUCACUCAAGUUUAUUGUCUAGAUAUCAUCACUUCACUGUAUUUUUUUUGCCUUAAGUGCUUGUGUGAAGUGUACUGUGAGUUUAUUUCUGAUGUACACAAUAUCAAAUAUUAAUGACACUUUUUUUCCCCGUAGAGAACUGCAAGAAGAAAGUGGCCUAACGGUGGAUGAGCUGAGGAAGAUUGGAAAUAUCAAAUUUGAGUUUGUUGGAGAAACACAGCUGCUGGACGUCCAUGUUUUUAGGGCUGAUGAUUAUAAUGGAGAACCGACAGAAUCAGAGGGUAGGUCCUUCAAUUUUCACAACAAGAAUCAAAACCACUCAGUCCAUAUUGUCUUUAUGAAUAUUAUUUUAAAAACAAAGAAUCCACAACGAUCCCUUGAAAGAUAACAGAUUGAAACAGUCUUGUCACAACCUAAACACUUACAGUGUGUUGAAAAAGUAUUAGUCCCCUUUCAGAUUUCUGUUUUUGCUCUUUUUUUUGUUACACUUAUAUGUUUGAGAUCAUCAAACAAAUUUAAAUAUUAGACAAAGAUAACCAGAGUAAAUACAGAAUACAUUUUUUCAAUAACUGUCACAUAGACUUUUGACCCACUCUUCUGUGCAGAAUUGUUCUCAUUCCGCCAUAUUGGAGGGUUUUCCAUCAUGAACGACCUGUUUAAGGUCAUGCCACAGCAUCUUAAUGAGAUUUGAGUCUGGACUUUGACUAGGCCACUCCAAAACCCUCAUUUUGUUUCUUUUAUAACCACUUAGAGGUAUACUUGAUGGUGUGCUUCGGAUCAUUGUGCUGCUGCAUAACCAAAAUGUGCUUGGGCUUAAAGGUUUUAAACUGAUAUCCGGACGUACUCCUUCAGGAUUUUCUGGUAGAGAGGGGAAUUCACAGUUCCAUUAAUUGUGGCAGGUGGUCCAGGUGCUGAAGCAGCAAAGAAGCCCCAGACCAUCAAGAUGAGAUAUGUUAGGCCCCACUCUUAGGCGGCCCUAUGGGGCUAACAACUAUCCUCAACUUUUGACCCUCCAAAUUAACAAAACACCUUCAAAAGUUUAACACGUGAUUUAUUGUGACAAAAUAACAAAAUUGCAAACGAAACACAAAGCACCCACAACACAAGUGAGAGGCAGCAGGGCAACAGUUCCCCACCAAAUGCCUCUCCAGACUGCAGGCAGCUCUGGGCUUUUAGACUCCCAGCACCAGGUGAGUCUGAUUGGCACUCAAGUGAUUUCACCUGGGCAGCUAUGGAGAGACAAAAGGGGAAAAACACAUGCAAAAUAAACACACAUCCGUAACAGAUAAGAUAAGAUAAGACAUUCCUUUAAUAGUCCCAUGAAAGGAAAUUCCAGAUUCCAUCACACCACCACCACCACCACCAAGUUUGACUUUCUGUAUGAUGUUCAUUUUCUGAAAUGCUGUGUUAACUUUACUCAAAAUGUGGUGGGAUUUUCCACACACUUCAAAAAGUUCCACUUUUGUCUCGUCAGUCGACAGAGUAUUUUCUCAAAAGUCUCGGGUCAUCAUCAAGAUGUUUUUUUGGCAGAUGUGAGACAGAAAUUUGUGUUCUUUUGGCUCUGCAGUGGUUUUGGCUUUGAGGUUCUCCCAUGGAUACUAUUUUUUACCCAGUCUCUUACUGUUGAGUUAUGAACUCUGACCUUAACUGAGUCGGGUUAGACCUGCAGUGCUUUAGAUGUUGUUCUGGGUUCUCCUUGAUGAGUUCUCGAUGGAUAAUAGCUCUCACUGUGGUUCUCUGGUGUCCCAAAGCCUUAGACAUGGCUGUGUUUGUUGACUGAUAGAUGUUGAUAACUUUGUUUCUCAUGGCGUAGUUUCUUUUUUUGUUGUUGUUGAGAUCUUUGAACCACUUUGUGUUUUCAGACGGCUUCUAUUGAAGUGAUUUCUUGAUCCUACAGGUUUAGGAGUAACCAGGCCUAGGUGUGGCAAAUGUGGUUAAUCACAGUCAAUUCAUGAUUCAACAAGGUGGGGCAAUUUCUUUUUAACAUAGGGCCAGUUUACACUCACCGGCCACUUUAUUAGGUACACCAUGCUAGUAACGGGUUGGACCCCCUUUUGCCUUCAGAACUGCCUCAAUUCUUCGUGGCAUAGAUUCAACAAGGUGCUGGAAGCAUUCCUCAGAGAGCUUGGUCCAUAUUGACAUGAUGGCAUCACACAGUUGCCGCAGAUUUGUCGGCUGCACAUCCAUGAUGCGAAUCUCCCGUUCCACCACAUCCCAAAGAUGCUCUAUUGGAUUGAGAUCUGGUGACUGUGGAGGCCAUUUGAGUACAGUAAACUCAUUGUCAUGUUCAAGAAACCAGUCUGAGAUGAUUCCAGCUUUAUGACAUGGCGCAUUAUCCUGCUGAAAGUAGCCAUCAGAAGUUGGGUACAUUGUGGUCAUAAAGGGAUGGACAUGGUCAGCAACAAUACUCAGGUAGGCUGUGGCGUUGCAACGAUACUCAAUUGGUACCAAGGGGCCCAAAGAGUGCCAAGAAAAUAUUCCCCACACCAUGACACCACCACCACCAGCCUGAACCGUUGAUACAAGGCAGGAUGGAUCCAUGCUUUCAUGUUGUUGACGCCAAAUUCUGACCCUACCAUCCGAAUGUCGCAGCAGAAAUCGAGACUCAUCAGACCAGGCAACGUUUUUCCAAUCUUCUAUUGUCCAAUUUCGAUGAGCUUGUGCAAAUUGUAGCCUCAGUUUCCUGUUCUUAGCUGAAAAGAGUGGCACCCAGCGUGGUCUUCUGCUGCUGUAGCCCAUCUGCCUCAAAGUUUGACGUACUGUGUGUUCAGAGAUGCUCUUCUGCCUACCUUGGUUGUAAUGGGUGGUUAUUUGAGUCACUGUUGCCUUUCUAUCAGCUCGAACCAGUCUGGCCAUUCUCCUCUGACCUCUGGCAUCAACAAGGCAUUUCCGCCCACAGAACUGCCGCUCACUGGAUAUUUUUUCUUUUUCGGACCAUUCUCUGUAAACCCUAGAGAUGGUUGUGCGUGAAAAUCCCAGUAGAUCAGCAGUUUCUCAAAUACUCAGACCAGCCCUUCUGGCACCAACAACCAUGCCACGUUCAAAGUCACUCAAAUCACCUUUCUUCCCCAUACUGAUGCUCGGUUUGAACUGCAGGAGAUUGUCUUGACCAUGUCUACAUGCCUAAAUGCACUAAGUUGCCGCCAUGUGAUUGGCUGAUUAGAAAUUAAGUGUUAACGAGCAGUUGGACAGGUGUACCUAAUAAAGUGGCCGGUGAGUGUAGUUUGGAUAGCUUUUCCCCUUAAUAAAUGAAAUCAUCAUUUACAAACUGCAUUCUGUGUUUACUCUGGUUAUCUGACUGACAUUCAAAUUUGAUUGAUGAUCUGAAAUAUGUAAGUGUGACAAAAAAGCAGAAAGCAGAAGAAAGCUGUAAAGGCAGGACAAAUGAGAGUAUUUCAAAUGGGAACAAACUGGUGAAAAUCUGCAAAUCUCUUCUAAUAAAAAAUGUUGAUAAGAUUUCAGGCAAAAGUGCAAAAAGGAAACAACAACAAGAAACCAGCUGCAGUGAUCCGUGUUUCCUGUGAGUUGAGUGAAGUGUAACAGGGUGAAGCUUGAGGACACAGCAAAGCGAAAGAGGAGUUAGAAAUCAGUAUGCACUGGAAUCUGAAGGGCAAGACAAGUCAGACAGAGAUUUAAAAGAAGAAAAGAGACUUGAAUGAAAUGAAUUAAAUGAGUGAAAAAAGAGGGAGUGCAGAGCUCUUUACAUGGUUUGACAAGAUAAAGAGCAACAGCUGAAAAUAAGAGACUACUAUGAAUUUACAGUGUAAGAUUUCUGAAGCAUUUGAACCUUUUCCCACUGUCUUUGUUUGUAUAACAGAAACAUAAGUCGCCCUCUAACAUUACUUGAAUAGUUUUAGCAGCUUUACUAAGACCUCAGGGGCGCUUGUUAGGAUCAGUCCUUCAUAAAAGAAAACGGAACAAACCCAAGGACUUAGUCCUGUGCUCUCUGAAAUCUUCAGUUUCAGGCAAAGUUUAAAUGAGGCUCCCUCAGUGCUCAUAUUUCAAUACACAUUUUUCAGCAUCCUUUACUUUCAUUUCUUUUCCUUUAGCAGAGCUCAGCUGGGACACAUAAAAAGAUGUUCAUAUUAAAUUAUUCUGUUGGACAACUACAUGAUUUAGUAUUUUUUAUUACUGUUCAACUUUUUAAAAAAAGCCUUGAAGAGAUAAAACUCUUGUUGUACCCGAAUUAAACACACUCUCAGUCAUCAUCAGCGUCACAUCCCUUCAUCGACCAAUCAAGAUUAAGAAGAGGCAGGACCUCUGACACCUUCCUUUUUCUCUUAGCCAGAGGUGCCAAACUCAAUCACAAAGCCAAUAUUUAAUACCGUCUAAGCUGCAGGCCAAACAGAAUUAACAUUUAUUGAAUCGUCUGCAACUGACUGUGUUAGAUCACAAAAACAAAUUUGAAGAACCAGACCCCCCUCAACAGUCACAGCAGGACAAAUGAGAGUAUUUCAAAUGGGAACAAACUGGUGAAAAUCUGCAAAUCCUUCUAAUAAAAAAUGUUGAUAAGAUUUCAGGCAAAAGUGCAAAAACAAACAACAACAACAAAAUUCACAGCUAUUUUAGUUCUGUCUCUUUUUUCAUCUCUCUGAGAAGAUACUUGGCAUCUUUUAUUGGCUGCAAGUUCAUUAAAGUUUGAGGCUCUAACUUUGGAAGCUCUCAGGAUGGAGUGGAGGUGUGCAUCAAUGAGAUGAUUUCUGCGUUUGGUUUAUGUUUGUUUCCCUCACAGAAAAAAGUCACUUACAUACAGUAGGUCUGUACAACCAAACAUGCAGUGCAUUCGAGCAGCCUGUAGGCGGAGUGGGGGCUUCAUGUCAGGGAUGAGGUGGGGGAACUGUGCGGGCCCUACAGAGUCAUACUGUACCUCGAGUUACACUGGAGUUCUGUCUGCUCCAUCAGUAUGUUUACAGGACCUUUCUCCACAUCAGCUGCAAAUGGAUUUCUUAGCAGUUUAAAAUUAAAUUUCUGUGCUUCAAAGUUGGCAAAGCGCCGUGUGAAUUCAGUGCUAAGUGUCCUCAGUUUAGCAAAAUGAGCAGCUGGAAACAGUGAUGGAGACCUGGUUUGGUUUUCUUCGGAAACAUGGAAAAUGACUCAAGUUCCCUUACUGCAUCUCCCACAGGUGCAGCUUGACCUGAAAAGCUCUCACUACCUCAAACAUGUCUAGAAUCAACAUUUUGCCUCGCAGUGCCACCUUAUGUUAUUCUGAAAGUCCCUGUUUCAGGGACUACUUUGCGAUUGGCCUUUUAUUUGGAGGGAUAACUUAGAUGUCACUGUAACAGUGCUGGACAACUUUCCGUGUCGUUACAGCAGCAGGAGGAGAGGUUGAUGCACAGAUCUUGACCUGUUUGACAGCUGUUGCAGUGCAUUGUGGGACUUGUUGUAUGAGUGGUAGGAGUGCUUUUUAUGAGCUGAGCAAUAAGAAAUUAUCUCAUGGACUAUAUAUGAUUAUAUCCCGGGCUGGACCUGGCCCACAGGCUCAGGUUUUGGCGUGCCUGAUUUAAACAAACAGCUACCAAGGAAAGAAAGUGCUGCAUGCAAUAUGAUUUAAUUUAAUACAAGCCCCAAAUUAACAAAAGAGGUGAUGACCUCAUUGAUUCUUGAUUCCCCUAUGAUCAUCUCUAAAUUGAAUAUAAACCAUAAACAUCUGCUGAUUAUUUUCUUGUGUGUUUUUCAGAAAUGCGGCCUCAGUGGUUCAAAUGCGACAAAAUCCCGUUCAGUGAGAUGUGGGCCGAUGACAUCCUGUGGUUCCCGCUGCUGCUCCAGAACAAGAAAUUUGUCGGUUACUUUAAGUUUCAGGGUCACGAUGUGAUCCUGAGCCACACACUGGAAGAAGUGGACGAACUCUGAGCUGGUAUCUGAGAAACGGAGUGCCGGCUGUUCUUGACAAGUGGGACCAAAAACAGGAAUUUAAGCCUGUAAGGAUUUGUUCUUUGAAGGUAUCCCAGUGUUCAGAGUCUGUUGUCAGAGGAAACAGACUCAUAGUAGUAGUGUGUGGGAUAAAGUGGCCACUGUAAUAAAGUUUCAGACUGCCUCCAUAUUUGUAUCAAUGAGGCAUAGAUUUGCUGUACAUGGUAUGGCUGAUCUAGUGUAAACCUUUCUUUGAAGUUAUGGCAGGCUUGUUCUAGCAUCCUUAAAGGUUAUGACAAUCCAACCGUCCCAUUUAAAUGUAUUUUCUAUUGAGUGAACACCAACUUAUAACACUGAAUAGACACAAUUUGAUCCCACACACUAGACCUGAAAAACAACCAUGUUAGCUUUGUGGUGGCAAAAUCAAAAGGUAAUAUUUCUGUUACAUUUAAUGACUUUAAAAAUGUUGUUUUCUAAACACAGUUCACAAAUAUGAAAAAAAAAAAAAUCAAAGCAGUGAUAUCAGAAAAAAAUAUCCAUAAUGUGAUUUUAUUUUUUAGAAUAACUGAAUCAUCACAACUCAAGAUUUUAUUUACAGUAUCUACAGAAAUACACUUAUUGGGUCUCCUUUCCUGUGCAAGUCUACAUCAUUAUCACUGUAUGCUGAGAUUGAGUUUCUUUCUUCAUAAAAUAAAUGUUCAACUUUCUGUAGAAAAAAAGAAAAAAAAAAGUCUGUGUUCUUGCAUCAUUCAGCACGGUCAGUUUGGUGUGUUUGGGAUGAGAUCAGAAGUGACGAGUUUUUAAAGCAUGAGCCUUUAAACGGCAAAUUGUCCCUUUCAGGUUUUUAAAGUAAAGAGGCAAUGUAUGAUAAUAAAAUGUGCACAGACACUAGUUUGUAGUAAAACAAAUCAAUUUUUUUUUGUUGAAUUUGAUCGAUUGAAAAUUCUAAAAUCUUGAAGAGAAAAGUAGUGAUUAUUCAAUUUCAGCUCAGUUGAAACCCUGUCCUAUUUCUUUGUUGGGUUUUAAGGUGAAUUUCUAUAUUUUGUCUUUGGCAGUAAAUAAUUAGCUUAUAGUGUUGACAUAAAACAGCUGAUUCUAGAGGCUGUCGUUUGAAAAAACCUCAAAUAUCUGCCCUUUGUAGUAUUUUCCACUUUGAUACAGGCUUUUAUAAAAUAGCUUAUAAGAUAAAAACCAGAACCAGAAGUCUGAAGUCUGAAGCAGAAGAAGCAAAUACUGUAUGUUGCCCUGCAUUAAAGGUACACUGUAUAAAGUGAGAGGAAAAGUGUCCAUAAAAAAAAUGUAAAACGUGCUGCUUCACAUCCUCAUUAACUAACAUCCGUAUCAAAAAUACAUCGAUGUAAAAUUAUUCAGUAAGAAAAACCAGAAACUUUUAGGAAUGGAGAUUUAAAAUAAUCUUAUUCUAUACACAAAACAACUUCCAAUCCCUCACUAUUUUUAUCAAUGAUCUAUGAGAACUAUAAAAAGUUAAAGUUAGAAACAGGUGUUGAUGAGCUGGAAUACAAGAAUAUACUUUCAUCCUUCCACACCGACAUGCCGGCUGGUCCCUUGUAAGAUAACAUACAGGAUGAAUAGCAUACAUCCUUGAUUUGAGAAUGGACAUUAUUUCCUGAUCUGACUGAGCACGUAAUGUUAGAUUUAUGAGUCCAUUAUUUUAUCCAGGCACAUAGUUGAUGAUUGCAAUCUGAAACAAUUCAAGAAAAUAAGACUCAUUUUUACA
Molecule: messenger RNA, 9503 nt
Organism: Xyrichtys novacula (pearly razorfish)
Lineage: Eukaryota; Metazoa; Chordata; Actinopteri; Labriformes; Labridae
Source: the annotation of a GenBank genome assembly